AUGUCCUUCCAUCAGUCCGCAGAAGACAUCACCCUCGACGGCAGCACCCUCAGAGCCCGUCUCCGAAACGUCGACGGAGAGUGGGUCGAUGCCGAACUUAAUCUCGACGAGGUCCUCGGCAACAACAACGGUUUCUUUGAGUGGGGCGGCGGCGGCUUCUCCGGCUCCAGCGAGAACAUCUCCUUCUCCAUUGAGGGCGACGAUAGCGUUCCUGUUCUCCGUGCCACGUUGAAGAAUGCGGAUGGGGAGGAUGUCCAUGCGGAUGUUAACCUUGCCGAGAGGAUUCAUAAUAACAAUGGCGCUUUCUACUUCGAGUAA
Messenger RNA from Scedosporium apiospermum, 318 nucleotides. RefSeq lists its product as uncharacterized. The transcript has 3 exons. Bases 1 to 318 code for a protein of 105 amino acids. The record is from RefSeq and is a predicted model, not a curated record. NCBI's taxonomy places the organism in Eukaryota, Fungi, Ascomycota, Sordariomycetes, Microascales, Microascaceae.